GGGGCGCGCGCGCGGCCGUUCCGCCAUGGCGGAUUACGAGGCGGUGCAGCGCGGCCCGCUGCGCCUGAAGGGCAGCGGGGGAGCCCUGGGCGCCGGCAAGCGGAAGAAGAAGAAGGCCAAAGACAAGGCCCAGAUCCUGGAGCAAAUUGUGAGCAGCAAGAAGCAGGAGGAGGAGAAGAAGCGCGGGCUGGACAAGCGGACUCCUGCGCAGGUGGCCUACGAGAAGAUGCAGGAGAAGCGGCAAAUGGAGCGGAUCCUGAAGAAGGCGUCGAAAACCCACAAGCAGCGAGUGGAGGACUUCAACAGGCACUUGGAUACUCUGACCGAGCAUUAUGACAUUCCCAAAGUCAGCUGGACUAAAUGAUCAGCCUGCUUUUCACGCCUCUGGAGCUGGAGUUGUGUUUUGUUUGUAUCAAGCAGGGUUGCCAUGUAAAUUUGUCUUUUCUCUGUAUUGUCUAAUACAUCUUCUGAGCUUUUAUGACUUUAUAGUGUCUUAUUUUAUAGUCUUGGUUUUUUUUAAAACCAAACAUCCAGCAGUGUCUUCUCUGGGCUGAGGGGCUCUGGUUUACAUCGAUGCAGAGGGCUGGGUUUUUUUAGUGUUUAUAGUGAGAUUAAGGCCAAAACGAAUUGCUGCGAGCCAGAUGGAAAACAUUCCUUUAUUUCUUUGGUUCUAACCGUUUUUGAAAUGAAGAGUCUGACAGUCUCACAUUUAAGUUUCUCUUGUAAGUUCUGUGAAUUGUAUAAUUACUUUCUAUCAACUUCUCUCAGUGGCCAUGUUGCAAAAUCUGAAAUACGUAGAAUUGUCUUAUGAAAGGACAUUUCAAGCCUAAUCAGCAGGAACGGAAUGAAAUAAAAAGCAGCCAACAAGCUCUAAGUGAUGUCCAAGUUCUGAUAGAUGAUGUGCUGGAUUUCUGGAAUCCCACCGAGCACCCAGGCUUGUGCAACUCUAAAAUAAAUACUCAGUGUGUCUCUCGA
Hirundo rustica (Barn swallow) is the source of this 975-nucleotide messenger RNA. It is a transcript of the gene FAM32A, whose product is annotated as family with sequence similarity 32 member A. Gene Ontology annotation, cellular component: nucleolus. The coding region runs from base 26 to 364 and encodes 112 amino acids. Lineage: Eukaryota; Metazoa; Chordata; Aves; Passeriformes; Hirundinidae. The record is from RefSeq and is a predicted model, not a curated record. The transcript is spliced from 4 exons.